GGAGGUGGAGUGCGAAGCAGAAAGGCACAGCACCAUUUCCUCGCCUCGCCUGGGUCGGGGCGCGCGUGCGUGUGCGUGUGCGUGGCGUCUCCUCCUCUCUCUUACUUCCUCCUCCCAUCCCCAUCUCUCCUCCUCCUCCUCAAUUCGGAGGAAGCGAGGGCUCGCGCCCGAUCGGCUUGGUGGCUCGCCGCGAUGGCGACCGAUGCCGGCGCCGCCGACAGGAGCUCCGUCUUCCGCAAGCUCCGCGCCAAAUCCGACAAUAAGAUGUGCUUCGACUGCAACGCCAAGAACCCCACCUGGGCCUCCGUCACCUACGGCGUCUUCCUCUGCAUCGACUGCUCCGCCGUCCACCGCAGCCUCGGCGUCCACGUCUCCUUCGUCAGGUCAACAAAUUUGGAUUCAUGGACCCCAGAACAGUUGAAAAUGAUGGUUUAUGGGGGAAACAACCGUGCACAAGCUUUCUUUAAGCAGCAUGGUUGGACUGAUGGUGGAAAGAUCGAGGCAAAGUACACUUCAAGAGCUGCUGACUUAUACAGACAGUUGCUCCUCAAAGAGGUUUCUAAAAGUUCCACAGAAGAUGGCAAUAAUAGUGGGCCGCCCUCCCCAGUCGCAGCUUCUCAGACUUCAAGCCAAGCAGCUGCAUUUCCUGAUUUCAAACUGGCAGAGGUGCCGAAAGUAGUUGUGAAUGAGAAGAAUGAGCCUGAGUCUGAAACUAUUCGUUCACCUAAAGCUCCUACCCAUUCAUUCAAGAAGCCAAUCGGUGGAAAGAAGCCUGGAAGUAAGACUGGUGGACUUGGUGCGCGCAAGCUUACGACAAAGCCAAGUGAAAGCCUCUAUGAGCAGAAACCUGAAGAGCCAGCUCCUGCCCUGCCAUCAGUGGCUGAAAGCACUACAGCUAGGAGCAAAUCUCAUACUUCCCGAUUUGAAUAUGUGGAAAAUGUACCUUCUGCUGGGAGCAGCUCUGCGGAAAACCAGGCGUUUGGGCAUGUUGCGCCCCCAAAGUCUUCAAACUUUUUUGGUGAAUACGGGAUGGACAGUGGAUAUCACAAGAAAUCUACUUCUGGUGCAUCCAAAAUGCAGGUCGAGGAAAGUAGCGAAGCAAGACAGAAGUUCUCAAAUGCAAAGUCUAUUUCAUCUUCUCAGUUUUUCAGUGAUCAAGCCAAUUUAGAAAAAGAGGGCCAAAUCUCCCUCCAAAAAUUCUCUGGAUCCUCUGCCAUUUCAAGUGCUGAUCUGUUUGGCCAACAAGCGAACAAUUCUAAUGCCGAUCUGAGUGCUUCGGAUUUGAUCAACAGAAUCUCCUUCCAGGCCACUCAGGACUUGACCUCUCUCAAGAGCAUGGCUGGGCAGACUGGGAAGAAGCUGACAUCUAUGGCGUCCAACAUCAUAUCUGAUCUUGACCGGAUCCUCUGAGCUGAAUUUACAGUCAAGACUCUAUCACAGGCCUUCGGCGGUCCGCCUCUCCUGAUUGUUAGAGCAUGACAACAGAUUGGUGGUGGCUCUGUAUAAGAGUCCAUAGGAAUCUUAAAACUUAAAGUCGGUAGAGAAAGAAUGAGGAUUUUCUCGCAAAUGCUUUCUGGCUAAAGUCGUAAUAGCAUUUGGAGUUUCGUGGGAACCAGAUGGGUGUUGUGCUACCAAAGAAAAUGCCUUUGCUUUGUAAUGACCAUUUCAUACCAUAUAUGGUUAUCAGUA
This is a messenger RNA of Triticum urartu, 1689 nucleotides long. RefSeq names its product putative ADP-ribosylation factor GTPase-activating protein AGD8. Gene Ontology annotation, molecular function: GTPase activator activity. The record is from RefSeq and is a predicted model, not a curated record. Gene Ontology annotation, biological process: COPI coating of Golgi vesicle. Lineage: Eukaryota; Viridiplantae; Streptophyta; Magnoliopsida; Poales; Poaceae.